Messenger RNA from Camarhynchus parvulus, 3129 nucleotides. RefSeq names its product EEF1A lysine methyltransferase 2 (gene EEF1AKMT2). The transcript is spliced from 6 exons. The record is from RefSeq and is a predicted model, not a curated record. Lineage: Eukaryota; Metazoa; Chordata; Aves; Passeriformes; Thraupidae. Gene Ontology annotation, cellular component: cytoplasm. Gene Ontology annotation, molecular function: protein-lysine N-methyltransferase activity. Gene Ontology annotation, biological process: peptidyl-lysine monomethylation; peptidyl-lysine dimethylation. The coding region runs from base 40 to 729 and encodes 229 amino acids.
CCGCAGCGCUCGCUGGUUCCGGGGCGGGCCGGGCCGGGCAUGGCGCUGGCCGGGGACGAGCCCUUCAGCCCCUCGGUGCUGGGCACCAGGGAGCACUGGGAUGCUGCCUACGAAAGAGAACUGCAAACUUUUGAAGACAUUGGAGAUACCGGAGAAAUCUGGUUUGGAGAGGAAAGCAUGGUGCGCAUAAUCAGGUGGCUGGAAAAGCACAAGGUCCCUCUUGACAGCUCUGUGCUUGACAUUGGGACUGGGAACGGUGUUUUACUGGUUGAAUUGGCAAAGUCUGGCUACAUGAAUCUCACAGGGAUUGAUUAUUCACCUUCUGCAAUACAGCUUUCAGAAAAAGUAAGAGACAAAGAAGGGAUGUCUAACAUUAAAUUAAAGGUAGAAGACUUCCUGGCACCCUCAGCUGAGCUGUCAGGCUUUGACAUUUGCAUUGACAAGGGGACUUUUGAUGCCAUCAGCCUGGACCCCAGCGACGCGGCGGGGAAGCGGCAGCUGUACGUGGCAUCCCUGGGCAGGGUGCUGAAACCAGAGGGCUUCUUCCUCAUCACCUCUUGCAACUGGACCAAGGAGGAGCUGCUGAACGAGUUCAGAGAAGGAUUUGAAAUUCUGGAGGAGCUGCCAACACCCAAGUUUUGCUUUGGAGGAAGAAUUGGAAACAGUGUUACAGCAUUGGUUUUCCAAAGGAAAAAAGUGAGGCCAUCCAUCUUGGACAAAUUAGAUUAGAUGAGAAAAGUCUGAACUUUAAACCUGACAGAAAACCUCAGACACGUGUGUAAAUAAAUGCUUUUGGAGUGCACAGUAAAAUACUAUGUAUGGAGCUCUGAGGGACUAUAAAACAUUGCCCUAGAAACAUUUCAGCUUUGCAUAAUUUGCCCAUAAAUUGUGUCCUUGCUACAACCUCACUUGUUUCAGGGAAGCUGCAAGUUUGCAAGAGAGAGGAAAAUCAGAUGUGCUAAAUACAGAGACCAAUAUAACCGAAUGGUAUUUGUUUUUGAAACAUAAAGAUUAUCUGAUAUUUAAUUUCUGUGCUGGUAAGCAGUGACCUAUAGAGGUAAAGGUAUCCUACAAAGCAAAAAUCUCAUUUCUCUGUUGUGCACUGGAAUAGGGAACAAGCUUUUGCAAUGUAAGUGCUGGCUCUUUAAUGAACACGAGGGUGGCUGUUAGGGAGGGAAAUGAAUACAAAAUCCACAGCACUUUCCAAAAAGGACCAGUUGGUACUUUAAAUUCAGACUUUCAGACUUAGCAUAAUUGUGUCUCCUCUGAAGUAGCUCAGCUCUUUUCCCACAGAGGGAGUGUUUUAAAUCUCCCUUUCCUGCGUGUGUUCAUGCCUGGUCAGUUCCUUUCCCUGAUCUCAUGAAUACAUAAAGGUGUGAUGUUGCAGCCUGUGGUGUGUGACAUAUGCCUCCUUCAUUAUUAACCUGCUAUAUGGGAAUGUCUUUAGAGCCACAAUGACAAGAAGUUUUCCAGUGAAUUUCUCAGGGUGGAUUUUAACUGCAUAAAUCCAAAAGAAUUCAAAACAUAACUAUCCAUUCCUUGUGGUUUUUUUAAUAUGUAUUUUUUAAACUUCUGUGUGCAAUCCUUUUGCUCAAUUUCGUUGCCUUCAUUUCUUCUGUUUUGUAAUCUCAGAAUAUUGCUGUUGCUUGAAAGGCAGGAAAAUGAGAUUUCUUCAUGCCUCAACAAACACAUUUGCAGGUGACAAUAAACUUGUUCUUUCAAACAUCAAGGAGGCCCUCUUAGGCAAUCAGGUUUUGUUUCACAGGCAAGGUCAUGUUUGCUUAUCAGGGAAUUGCUUCUCCUACUUUCCAUGCUUCUCCUCAUUCCCAGGGCUCAGGAGAUCUUUAAGGGUCAAUAAAUACUUCCAGUCCUUUCCCAGGAUAGGAAUCAAGGCAUUCUUUUGCACAGUGGUGAGUCCUCCCUCUGUGAUCCAUCUGUUGAUGUUUUCAAGAUAGAAAUCUUACUGCUGCAUCUUUUUUGCAAAAUGAAAUAUAUUCAAUUGGGAGAAUGGGUUAUCAGCAGUGCUGAAAAAAAUUCAGUCCCAGAGUGAUUCUUUGUAUAUUUGGUCAGACUUGGGUUCUAACCUGAGUGCCAAAAGCAAGGCCUUGUUACCGUUUGUUGUAGUCCUGUGUUCUAUCCCUGCCCAGCAGCCAGCUGGAAUGCUAGGAAAUGUAACUGGGAAUCCAAACAGAGGAUUUUUUUUUAGCAUGGUAGCACAAAGGAUUCAAAGUACACUGCUGAUAACAGCCUCAGUAAAAAAAGGCCUGUGACAUUUUUGGCAUCAGGUAGAGUUAAUACAAGGAAAUUUUAAUUUUCGAGGACUCUGGCAGGAUGUGUUUUGGGCAUCUGUUUUAUUCCCAUCUGUAAUAUUUGCUAAUGAAGGCAUGAUGUGUAUUUAAUCAUGGGAUGAAAAUAAAAUCAGGACUCUCAUGGAUUUUCUUUUAAUCAAUUACUUGGAAUUUAACCAUAGAUUCCCACUCCACAAGAUAUGGAAGGGUCAGGGCAAGGAUUAUUUUCUCCUCUUCACAGAAUUGAUUAUUAUUAGUUUUUGUUCUCUGGAUAGUAUUUUUAUAUAACUUGUAAAGCUAAAAAAUAAGCUUCUUAAAAUUGCCUGAAAAUAAGGAUUUCUGCAUCUGAGCUGUAGUUUGCAUAUUCCUUCAGUCCCAAGCACUUCCAGGUGUCACUGGAGAGCAGAAAAAUGCUUGUAAAACAUGUUGCAAGAGCUUUAUUUUAAGGCAACAGUAACCAAAGGCUUACUAUUUAAAAUCUGCUCUGUUGGAAACCUGGCAUUUUCUGGAUAAUGGAGUCUAGGAAGCUGCUCAAAUACUGACUUAGGCAGUGGGGCGUUUUUGGCUAUGAGGAUUUGGAAAUGACUUGUCCUUGAUUUGGGGCAGUUCAUGUUGGUGUGAUCUCUAAAUGUUGAUGCAUUUCAGCAUUUCAGUGUUGAUGCAAAACUUGGAAAAAGAGGCAGAGGAAUAAGCAGUGAUUUAGGAGGAGCAAGUCUUUGCUGGAAGCUGGGGGAGUGCUCCAUGAUGGUUCCUGAAGGUUGGAAUCUUCAUGACUGCCCAGCUGUGUGACUCUUGGUUCCAGCUGCUAAAUGCAGGAGAAUAAAUGCAGCAUUUGAAACAC